AUGGGUGAUGCGACAGGAAAAACUGAACUGAUCAUUUUCCCUCCACAAGCGGGCCGCUACCUCCCCGAGUACCACGAAGCGAAGGGCGGCCGGGAUUUCUUCGAAUGCUGCCGCUCGCCGGAAGUCGCCUCGACCCUGACCAUCCAGCCCAUUGAUCGCUACGCGGGGCUCAUCGAUGCCGCAAUUAUCUUCUCCGACAUCCUAGUCAUCCCGCAGGCAAUGGGCAUGACCGUGGAAAUGGUCGACAAGAAGGGCCCGCACUUCCCGGAGCCGCUGCAGUCGCCGACAGACGGCCAGUACGAGAAGGUGAUGGCGAAGAAGGUGGACGUCAAGGCCGAGCUGGAGUAUGUCUACAAGGCGAUCACGCUCACUCGGCACAAGCUGCAGGGCCGCGUGCCGCUCAUCGGCUUCUGCGGCGCACCCUGGACGCUGCUGUGCUAUAUGGUGGAAGGGGGCGGGAGCAAGCUCUUCGUGCAGUCAAAGAAAUGGGUCUACAAGUAUCCUGCGGAGUCGCAGGCGCUGCUGCAGAAGAUCGCCGAGAUCUGUGUCGAGUACCUGGCGCUCCAGGUUGCGGCGGGCGCGCAGCUCGUGCAGGUCUUUGACUCUUGGGCUGGCGAGCUGUCGCCGAGCUCGUUCGGCUCGUUCUCGCUUCCUUACUUGCGUCACAUCUCUGCGAAUCUGCCGAAGCGGCUCAAGGAGAUGGGCCUGGAGCCCGUGCCUAUGACCGUCUUUGCCAAGGGCGCAUGGUACGCGCUCGAUGACCUCUGCGACUCGGGAUACAAUGUCGUUGGUCUGGACUGGCUUCAUGAUCCUGCGGAGGCCAUGCGUGUUGCCAAUGGGCGGGUAACCCUCCAGGGCAACGCGGAUCCGGGGAUGCUCUACGGAGGUCGUGCGGCUAUCACGCCGACGGUCGAGCACAUGGUCAAGGGAUUCAAGCAGGGCAAGCAAGGAUGGAUUGCCAAUCUGGGCCACGGUGCGUUUCCUUUUGUGUUUCCACUCUCUGUGCUGACUGAUCUUUUUAGGCGUAACUCCCUUCGUCGACCCGGAGGACUUGAAGUUCUUCUUCGAAGAGAUUCAUCGAUUGACGGCGUCUUAGCCCGGUCCAUAGAGAGGGGAAAUACUAGAACAGGAAGGUCAUAUCCGGAAGGUCAUAUCUGA
Messenger RNA from Penicillium riverlandense, 1158 nucleotides. Its product is annotated as uroporphyrinogen decarboxylase HEM12. Gene Ontology annotation, cellular component: cytosol. The transcript is spliced from 2 exons. Gene Ontology annotation, molecular function: uroporphyrinogen decarboxylase activity. Bases 1 to 1158 code for a protein of 385 amino acids. The record is from RefSeq and is a predicted model, not a curated record. NCBI's taxonomy places the organism in Eukaryota, Fungi, Ascomycota, Eurotiomycetes, Eurotiales, Aspergillaceae. Gene Ontology annotation, biological process: heme biosynthetic process.